AUGCGUUCGUCUAGAUCUGUUCCUUCAUCAGACGCGUCGCGUAUUCAGUCGGGAAUCUUAACGCCAACUUCUGAUACCUCGCUAAACCAUGACUCCAACCGCGAUAUUACUAGCUCUCGCAAGAGAAAACGAGACUCAAGUGCCUUGGAAGAACUUCUUAAACCCACUAUUGUUCUCAAGCCACAUCCUCCCAAAAUCCUUACCAAGCCCGUUGUCCUCCAACCUCUGAUGAUAAUCCCCCGAGGCUACUUGCCUCUUUCCUACCUCGACCUUCUAUCUCCGACUGGUGACCUUACUCCGAGCCGAUUCUACGAGUCCCACGUCCGUAUCCUCGAUCUAGAAAACCGACGCGGCGCCGGUCCCCAUCUCCUGAUCGCCCGAUUAGACACGAACGGUUCUCUUUUUGCUAUAGAAGGAUUCGAAAAAAGUCUAUAUACUGCGUGUAAGCUGGGAUCAUGGGUCGAGUUGAACCAGUUGAGCUCCAAGGCAACGCUUGCUUGCCAGCAACUGCUGUCUCUAGCUCAGAGUCAGCGGGAAGCCACGGCGCCGGCGGCCGUAGCACUUACAACCCCGAGCUUGCAUAAAGCAAACAAGGAAAAGAGAAUGGCCAUUGAGGCACUUCAGUCUGUUGUCCGGAGGAAAUCGCGUACGCAAUCCGUUUCUACGUUACCGUCCCUGGGCGAUUGUGCCAACACGCCACCAAUAACCUCCACGGACGCCGGCGAGGCAAGUCCUUCUGAUCCGACAGAUACGCAAAAGCCAGCCUCUUCCCAGGAACCUCCGCCGACCUCUCAGCCGCCUCAGCUACCACCGUCCCAGCCGUGUGCUUUACCCCCUCCGCCUUCUGGGGAUGAGCUCCUUGAAAAGAUUCGAACGCAAUAUUUUGAUGCUCUGUAUCGGUCCAAGGGUUCCUUGGCGUAUUUUCCGAAAGGCCCUCUAUCCCGCGCGCGUGCUGCGUUCCAUCUUGAAAGUGACAUCAGCCUCAACAUGGGCGACCUAGUAGAGUUUUUAAGAGGCCUUGUUAUCCCAUUACGACAGAUGAAUAAGAAGUACCAAGAGACGAUACCCACCCUCAUCAAAGAAAUGAAGACGCGCGUUGAUACCUCGGGAGAUGAACGACCAAAGAAACGAAAAUCGCGGAAAAUGAAACUAGGACGAAAUGGCCUCUACCCCGAAGAGGACGAGAGUAUACGGGCCUGGUGGAUGUCAAAUAAGCCGGAACUGACCGAAGGUGAAGCAAGCGUUACGGAGUCCCAUAUUAAGUCGUACAUCGCUCUUCUCCGAUCGCGAGAGACGCAGUUGCAGCUGAUUCUCAUCCUCGAAAUUCUUGCCUUGGAGCCCCUGGUAGCGACGGAGAACGCCGCCGACACGCAGCUACCGGGUGUUCAGCCAUCCAUUGAAACGGAGGAGCCAAAGAAGAAGAAAUCGAAAGAGCAGAGUCUCCCUGACCUAGCUGAUAUGCAUGCCGAUUUGCUGUGUAUCUGGCAGUCCACUGCAUCUGAUGAGAUACGUUUGCUGCAAGACGCUCAACUCCCUGACCAGAUCAGGGAUGGUCAGAGGAUACAGAAGGCGUCCUCAGAGCCACUGAGGGACUUUUGUGUUGAUAUCAUCAUGCCAUUCUUCUCGGCCCGGUUACCGGACCUUUGCGAUUCCCUCAACAGAAAGUUGGGCGGACCCGUCUUGCGCGCCUCCCCCCCAAAGACGAUGAAACCGGCGAAACCCAAAACCGUUACCACCAAGCAGCCGAAGCCCGGAGCUGUUGCUAAACGACCUCUAUUAGCGAGGGACGGCAAGUCCUUACAGCGCGCCUUCUCUAAUGAUAAGCUGCAGCGUGAUCGACGUAGUAUGUCGAGGGGUCCUAGCAAAGCCGUCGCGGCCUUGCUCUCCGCCACCGAAACGGCCAUUCCGGGUCUGAAGAGGGAAAAUAGUGACUCCCUCUCUUUGAUGAGCAUUCCACGAAUGAGAGCGGACUGCGGACUUCUCAAGUCUGCCACGGCGGGUUCUUUGUCUCGCAGUAAUAGUAUUUCCGGCGACGACCCCAGGGUGAAGAAGAAGGCAAUGGUUGAGGCGGAGCUUCAGGACGCCAUUGCUGCCUUGAGAAAGCCCAAUCGGCAGCUUGCUGGCGCGUCGAUGGUGGAGGCGGCUGAAAAGAGGGUGUCGGGAAGCCUGUCUCAGAUACGAAAAUCAAGGAAACCUGUGCGACACACGCCAAGUGAACAAAUUAAAAUCAAGGCCACGCCGCUGCACAACCGAUACCGCGACCCGAUGGCCGGUCACUCCCAACCGGCUCCGGUCGCAUGGCCUCUUCCCCGUCUUGGUGCUCACGAACCUCCCCCGUCGUCGAAUGGGUCUGUCAUCCCAGCCACGGCGCCGAGAAAGGGCUUCAGGGACGCGUUGCAGAGUAGUGCAUCCCCAGCGUUCGACGUUAUCACCUCGACACCCGCGCGUAGAUCCGUGGUGGACAGGAUCGACGCCACCCCGGCGCGGACUAGCACGAUCGCCGCGACUCCCGUACGGUCGAGCGUGAAACCGGCUUCACUCCCUGAGGAGGAAUCGCUACCUGCCGAUGAAAUUAUGCUGCCGUCCUCACCGCUGAUGGCCAGGAAGGCGCCCCCGAGUCAGUAUCUGGCCGUUCCGAGGAGCGGAGCAUCGCGCUCCGCAGAUAUAAGUGGUGUCCGGAGCCUGAAGGAUCUUUUUCGUACACCUGUGAAACCCAAGCAGACGGCCCCAGCAGCCUCCGAAGAGAGGAUGGCGGAGACGUCUGUUGUAGCGGAGAAGAAGAAGGUGUCUGUUUAUGAGAAGUUGGGGUGGGAUAAUGAGUUUGACGACUUAUGA
Molecule: messenger RNA, 2835 nt
Organism: Scedosporium apiospermum
Lineage: Eukaryota; Fungi; Ascomycota; Sordariomycetes; Microascales; Microascaceae
Exons: 5
Coding region: 1-2835 (944 amino acids)
Biological process (GO): DNA replication initiation
Cellular component (GO): DNA replication preinitiation complex
Source: RefSeq, a predicted model, not a curated record